AUGGUUGAAAUUGCUCGCUUAUACUCAAAUGAACAGAUAAUACCUAUUGAAAAUAUUUCUGGUUUCGUUAUGGUUAAAUGGUCAGCUGAUGAUGAAACGGCAUAUUUACCUCAUGACGAUGGAUUUGUCAAUGGUUUUCAAAUAAAACAACUUUAUGCCGAAUAUUUGCGUGAUCAAAAUCAAUUGUUGGGCGGUACAGCGAAUGCGAAGUCUGAAUCGGCUAGCGUUCAGUGUGACGUAAAUUUCGACAUAUCUCGUAACUUUGAUUUAUUUCAUAAUGCACUAAAAUACAUUGAAACAAUCAAACGAAACGAAAUUAAGAAAAGAAAUUUUCUCGAAUAUUCAAAAUAUUGUGAGAAUUAUAUGAAAAGUGAAUGUUCGAAGCUCGCUGGUCUUCAUAUCUCUGCGCUCUCGGAUGUACAAUAUUAUAAAGAUGUAUUCUCUUUCUUAAGUCCAGUUUUUGGUUUUCAAUUAUCGAACGAUCAACGGACAAAAAUUGAACAAAUUCUCGAUUUUUACUUGAAAUACGGAUCAUAUCUGAACUCUGCAAUGCUGAGACAAAUGCUGAUUGAACAAACUCAUCCAGAAUUGAGUUCUGGAGAGAUCGAUCUCGUUCCAUCGUUGAAACUGGAAUUCUGGCCAUCUGAUAUGCAAUGGUUUCUUAAUCGAUUGAAAAGAAAUCGUCCAUUAUUGUUCGAUAAAAUUGAAUCAUUGCACAUGCAUAUCGUUUCCAAAUGGUCGGGAAAAACAACAAAUAAACAAAUGCGCAAAACUCUACAAUUUCGUUAUUCGUAUUCAUUAAUCGAGAUUAAAUUAGCUGAACAGCGUUCAUUUAUUGAACAAAUAUUAAAUCGAGUAGCUCGUGGUUUAUUUUAUAAAUAUUUGCAUAAAAGUUCAAUAAACACAUCAUUGUCAUAUGGUGAACAAUGCAUACCUUCGUAUUUUGUUAAAACUACCAUUUUAUGGAUGUGUGAAACGAUCGAUUUAGAUCAUAUUUAUACUGUUGUGAAUAUUGACGAUUCUCGAGAAGAAAAACUCUUGGCUGAUCGAUUAGCAAAACGAUGGAUCGAAUAUGUAUGUUCAAUUUUCCAAUCACGUAUUUGUCCACAUUACUUUAUUAAAGAUUUGAACAUACUCGAUGGAUAUUCAAAACAAUAUUUAGAUGAAUUAAUAUUCAUUCUAAAAAAUAAUGUAGAUCUUGACGAUGAAUAUGUUUCAUCUACUCAAUUAAAUACCAAAAAUAAAAAUGAGAAAAUGGUACAAUAUCAAAAUUAUGCAGAACAAUUUACUUUGAAGAUGAUGGAACAACCCGAUUUUAUUGAAGAUUGUAUUACACUUUGUGCAGAUGCGCCAUUUAACAAUGAUUUUAUCAAAAUGUUCACCGACGAUGAGAACAAUAAUGAUGAUGAUGAUGAUUACAUGAGUAUGUCUGCUAUUUUACAGAGCAUUUCCUUACUACUGUUGAUGAGUUUGUUUGAUGACGAAGAUCGAAAUACUUGGCAACUGUGGAAAAAACUACUGAUAAGCGAUGUAUCGAACAGUUCUCCUGUUUUACAUUCAGAUCGAAAAUUUGGAAAAGAAAAUGUUGUCUAUCUUGCUCAAACAAUGACUUCGAUAAUCGGUGUGAAACUAUUUGAUGUUAUUCUGGAACAAACAGAGUUGGACACUCUACUCAAAUCGACAACUUCGCCACCAUUAGUCGAUAUGAAUAAUUUGUUAAAUGAGAACAUAAUCCGAACUUUACCAUUAUUGUCACAGUUAACGGAGAAUACAAUCUAUAGACGAUCAAUCACUCAAGAUCCAUCUGCAAAUGUCCAACAGUUUAACGAUGUUUUCCAAAACUUUUUUAGUUUAUUAAAUGGAAUAUUCUUUUCAAAUCGUACAAAUGUGUCCAACAUGUUAACUACAGAAAUAACGAAUACGAAAAGUCAAACUGAUUUCACGAAAGAUCAACAAUUACAAAAACAUCGAAUUCAAUUCGAAUUAAUUCCUGAUAUCGAAUUGGAUUGA
This is a messenger RNA of Adineta ricciae, 2010 nucleotides long. NCBI's taxonomy places the organism in Eukaryota, Metazoa, Rotifera, Eurotatoria, Adinetida, Adinetidae. The record is from the annotation of a GenBank genome assembly.